AUGCCUCGCCGCAAAGAAACACCAACCAGAUCAAUCCUUCCUUCUCAGUCUCGUUCCGCGUCAAAGAAAACAGCAUCAAACCAUGUGGAUCCGAUUGAUCGCUUAUUUCAAUCAUACGCAAAUAUGUCAUCCGGCAUGAUUGAGCCAGCAGGGAUUGAAGCUCUUUGUAAAGAUUUGAAUGUGCACUAUGCAGAUAUCAGGAUACUGAUUUUCGCUUGGAAAAUGAAAGCUGAAACUCAGGGUUUCAUUUCUAAGGAUGAGUGGCGACGAGGCCUUCAAUGCCUAGGGGUUGACCCAGUCACAAAAUUAGGAAGUAAAAUAGCUGGUCUGAAGAAAGAGAUAAUGGCGCCGGAGUCCUUUGAGGAUUUUUAUUCUUAUGCAUUUCAAUAUAACCUAAUUGAUGAUAAGCAACGGACUAUAGACAUUAAUUCUGCUUGUGAGCUGUUAAAUAUUGUUUUGAGACCCGCAUUCCCUAUUUUAGUCGAUUUAUUAGUUGACUAUCUAAAGAUCCAGAAGGACUUUCGGGCUGUAAACAGAGAUCAGUGGACUAGUUUCUAUCAUUUCUUUAAAAAGGUAAACUGUGUAUACCUUCUGAGUUACGACUCCAGUCAAGGCUGGCCAGUGAUCAUCGACAAUUUUGUUGAAUGGUUAAGAAAGAAGGAAUAA
Molecule: messenger RNA, 666 nt
Organism: Abrus precatorius (Indian licorice)
Lineage: Eukaryota; Viridiplantae; Streptophyta; Magnoliopsida; Fabales; Fabaceae
Product: DCN1-like protein 5
Exons: 9
Coding region: 1-666 (221 amino acids)
Biological process (GO): protein neddylation; positive regulation of ubiquitin-protein transferase activity
Cellular component (GO): ubiquitin ligase complex
Molecular function (GO): ubiquitin conjugating enzyme binding; ubiquitin-like protein binding; cullin family protein binding
Source: RefSeq, a predicted model, not a curated record